Molecule: messenger RNA, 633 nt
Organism: Entrophospora candida
Lineage: Eukaryota; Fungi; Glomeromycota; Glomeromycetes; Entrophosporales; Entrophosporaceae
Source: the annotation of a GenBank genome assembly
GAAAGGUUUUUGAAGGCUUGUGAAUUAGCCAAUUUAAAAUAUAAAGAAUUGAUUUUAGAUGUAGUCACACAUUGGAAUUCUACAUAUGAAAUGAUUAUGUGUGCUAUUGAAUAUAAAGAGAUAAUGUGGGAAGAGCAGGAUAGAGACAUGAUUAAAUGGGUGUUAAAUGAAGAAGAGUGGUCAAAACUUGUUGAAAUUUCUCAAUUAUUACAUCUUUUUUCACAUGCAACUAAACAUAUUUCUACAAAUCAUUAUCCAACACUUACUUCAACAGUUCCUAUAUUUAAUUGGCUAAUUGAUAAUCUUGAAGAUUAUGAACACAAUUUAAAUGGUACAAUUAUCAAAGAUAUAUACCAAUCUGGAUAUGCACCAAAUUUGGCUGUAUUUAGCAAUCCUGAAAAUAAUGAUAUUGAAGAAGAUGAUCUUACUGCUCAUAUUUACAAACAUCAACAAAUUAAUCAUGAGUCAGAGUAUCCACAUUUGGCAUUGAUGGCAAGAGAUUAUCUUGCCAUCCCAGCAACAAGCGUGCCAGUUGAGAAAAUUUUUUCAGGAGGAACUGAUCUAGUGACAGCAACCAGGUGUAGUUUAUCUGCAAGCACAAUUAGAGCUUGUAUGUGUCUUAGAUAUUGGUGA